GUGGUGAAAAAAAUGGAUUCGAUAGAAGACUGGGAUUUGCUGGAUUAUAGUUUCAUCGAAAAAAAUACAUUGCCGAAUGUAGUUUUGCCCAAUUACAGUGGUAGAGAAAUUGAAUUCUUAUCUGGAAAUGUUGUGCAUCGAGAAAAGGAUUUCGUCGAUGGAGGUUGCCCGUGGAAGAUGCGACGCAAUGGAUCAUGUAGCAGGCUAGGGACCAAAGCUUGCCGUGAGAAAUUAAGACGGGAGAAAUUGAAUGAAAGGUUUAUGGAUCUAAGCUCUAUUUUAGAGCCUGGGAGACCUGCCAGGACUGAAAAAUCCGCAAUACUAGAUGAUGCAAUUAGAGUUUUGACCCAACUAAGAACCGAGGCUCAGGAGCUCAAAGAAACAAAUGAAAAGCUAUUGGAGGAAAUAAAAAGUUUAAAGGCUGAGAAGAAUGAAAUUCGUGACGAGAAGCUUGCACUGAAGGCAAAUAAUGAAAAGUUAGAGCAGCAGCUGAAAACGUUGACUGCCUCACCAGCUGGAUAUCUUCCUGCUCACCCAGUAGGGUAUAAUGCUGCAGCCAACAAGAUGGCAGUUUUUCCGGGUUAUGGUUUUGUCCCAAUGUGGCAAUAUUUACCUCCAUCAGUACAGGAUACGUCUCAAGAUCACGAGCUUAGGCCCCCGGCAGCGUAGUGUGCUUUUCUUCAUUUUAUGAAUA
Hibiscus syriacus is the source of this 694-nucleotide messenger RNA. RefSeq names its product transcription factor bHLH104-like. The record is from RefSeq and is a predicted model, not a curated record. Gene Ontology annotation, biological process: intracellular iron ion homeostasis; regulation of DNA-templated transcription. The transcript has 5 exons. Gene Ontology annotation, molecular function: protein dimerization activity; DNA-binding transcription factor activity. The coding region runs from base 13 to 669 and encodes 218 amino acids. NCBI's taxonomy places the organism in Eukaryota, Viridiplantae, Streptophyta, Magnoliopsida, Malvales, Malvaceae.